Molecule: messenger RNA, 1140 nt
Organism: Trifolium pratense (red clover)
Lineage: Eukaryota; Viridiplantae; Streptophyta; Magnoliopsida; Fabales; Fabaceae
Product: F-box/LRR-repeat protein At4g14096-like
Exons: 3
Coding region: 1-1140 (379 amino acids)
Molecular function (GO): protein binding
Source: RefSeq, a predicted model, not a curated record
AUGAGUCCAUCCUCCUUUUUUUGUAUUCCAGUCUACCGUAGCUCCAAUUACAAGAAUUGUUUGUUUACGAGACAACAUAGACGAAGGCAAAAUAAAGACAUCAUCAGUGACUUGAGCGAUUGUCUUCUGAUUCAUAUAUUAUCCUUUUUGAACGCUAAAGAGGCUGUUCAAACCUGUAUUUUGUCCAAAAGAUGGAUUUUUCUCUGGAAGAGUCAUCCCAAUCUUACACUAAGUUCUUCACUCUUUAGGUUCCCGCCAAACUUGAAUGAAUUUCUGUCUCAGAUUUUGUCUCUUCGCGACGUCUCAACCUCCAUCCACACUCUCAAUUUGAGCUAUCAACAUGACCUGGAGUUGAGCCUACUCCAAAGGAUAAUCCAAUACGCUGUUUCACACAAUGUUCAACACUUACUGCUCGAUUACAGUUGUUACAUUGAAUAUUUCCCAUCUUGCUUCUUUUCAUCUCACACUUUAACAUCUCUUCAUCUUUCUGCUCACAAAAGCUAUAUUUUUAGCAUACAUAAACCCAAAUUUCCAAAUUCUUUGAAUUGGCCAGCAUUAACCACCUUGUAUCUCAAGGGCUUUGCUUUUGCUCCAAGUCAUUAUGAUUGUGUUUCUGUAGACCCCUUUUCCGGACUUAAAGUGUUGAAUACUUUGACCAUUGACAAUUGUAUAGUUUUAGCUGCACAAAACCUUUGCAUAUCAAGUGUCAAGCUUGUCAAUUUAAGUAUACUUAUGUGGCCCUUUAAGUGUUUCAAUUUUGGAAUCGAGCUAUAUACUCCAAGUCUUCAUACCCUUACUUUAACCGGUCAUUAUACUCCAAAUAUUUUUGGGAGCAAGAGUGUUCUCUCUUCUAUCAAACAAGUAAGUAUUGAUUUAAGUUCUUAUCUCCCGGACCCAAUUCUACUCAAUUUGCUGGUUAAGCUUGCUAAUAUCGAAUCAUUGGCUUUCUAUUCACAUACUCUUGAGGUUCUUUCCUCGGUUCCUGAUUUAUUGAAGGCUGAGUUUCAUUCCUUGCGUAACUUGAAGUCAUUGAAAAUGACAAUUCCCAGCUAUCAUUCAUCUACUAUAACUCCUUACAUGAAGGUGGCCUUCUUGAUUAAGAACUCACGCUCGGCAAAGGUUGAAAUGAUUAGUUUAUAA